AUGUUUGGAGCUGAGAACAAUCCAAGGUUGAUAUUGUGCAGAUACACAGUUAUGGGGAUAGAUUUACUGCAAAAUCCUGUUGUGGAUUGUCCAUUGAGCAAGGCAAAAAGGAAAAGACAGAGAGCGAAGAAGAAAAUGAUGGAGAAAAAUGCACCAGUAACAGCGAACAAUAUUGAUGAAAGUUCGAAAGUACCGGAUGAAAAAAGAGAAUGUGCGUCAGCCAACUGUGAUUCUGGUAAGAAUCCUGCACAUACAGAUUUUUCUAUGCAAACCCCGGCAGAAUGCCCUACAAUGGCUGCAGGGUCAACACAAAACCUUUCUGAGGUUGGUGCAAAUCUAGAAAAGAGAACCAAAAGUCACAAGAAAAAGAAGGCAAAGCGAAAGCGUGAGGCUCGAGCCCUAAGUAUCAGCCAGUUAAAGAUGGAUACAGGUAUAGAGCCAACAAAAAAGACUGCUGAAGGGAAGAUGAAUGAGAAACAAAAAAAUAGACCCAAAAAUACCAAGAAGGAAGAAAGUCAAGAUGAGGCUGACCAAGCAGAUGAAAUGUCGAAUUUGCACUUAUCUGAAGGAGGCCAUGGAGGAGUUACUGAUGGGAAGCUAACUAAAAAUAAAUUCACGGCUCAAAAUUCCAAAGAUGUGGUCGAGGUUUCAUGCGUCGGAGUUUCUUCUGGGUCACUUGAAGAGACUCCUGUAGAUAUUUUGAGUCCCAUGGAGGUAGAAGAGAAAUCCUUUCCUUGUGGAGCUCAACAUAGUUCCAACUCUAAUCGCAUGAAUGUUGAGACACUGAAGUUUGAGAAUAAGAUUAAUGAAGAAAGUAAUGAAAUUGUUGUUAGUGAGGAAAAAUUUCUAGCUGGAGGUGGGAGUGUGUUAUCCACUUGCGAUGUUGAGUUCACGACACAUGUUUCUUUCCCUGAUUUGAUGGAAUUUAGACAAUGUCCACAAAGUGCACAGGUUCAUUCUAGUAAGAGAAAGCUUCUAGUCCUUGAUGUGAAUGGACUUCUUGCGGAGAUAUUGUUUCCAGCCCCGAAAGACUGUCGGGGAGACACACAUAUUUUAGGGCGAGCAGGUGAGUCUUGA
This is a messenger RNA of Striga hermonthica, 1077 nucleotides long. Lineage: Eukaryota; Viridiplantae; Streptophyta; Magnoliopsida; Lamiales; Orobanchaceae. The record is from the annotation of a GenBank genome assembly.